AUGGAGCAGCAGGCUAGGUAUCCCCAUACUUGGAGUUUGGUGGAUAAGGGCUCGCGGCAAAAGAAGUGCCUUAACUGCGGGGCACAGGGUCAUCGCGCCAAGGAGUGCAAGGCUCCCGGAGGUGGUUCCGCGUCUCAAAAAGGGUCUUCGAAGGGAGAUAUAGUUGGGGCCAGUGACACCGGUGCUACCUCCUCUCCGACCCCCACUUCGGAGGCCUCACGUCGUGUGAACUUUGACGUUGCGGAUGUCCAGGCCAAGGUCAUCCGCGUCCUGAGCGAGCUAGAGAACUUGCCGUGCUUAGGCCCUACUGUGGCUUCCCUUGGGGCCUGGGGACGAAGUAAGAUUUUUGGGGUGAACAGUGGAAGACGAGCCCUACUUGACUCGGGGGCUACGCAUCCGCUCAGACACCCGCGUGAUGAUGGUGAAUGGAGCAACGCUCAGGAUGUGAGCGUACAGCUUGCAGGUGACGCCCGCACGCAGAUGAAACAGACCAUCGCGGGCACUUUGUUGAGUACCGAUGAUCUUUCACAGGUCAUAGUCCCUUUGGUGGGGAAAGUAAUCGCCAAUCUUGGAUACCGGCUCCACUGGACAGCGCAGGCGUGUCAACUCGUCGGAUCCAACGAUGAGAUCUUACCGUUGGAAAUAAGAAAUGGAUGUCCCGAGAUCGGCGAGAAAACCGCGCACUACCUCAUCGAGCAGCUGGAGCAGCAGCAGCUUGCCGAGCUGGACAGUACCACCCAGACAAGCUUGCGGGCACUGACGAAACUGAAGGCAAGCUGGUGGUCCUAUCUCCAGGACUAUGUGAAAGAAGGCGAUGUGCAACAAGCCCGCGCAGCGGUUGACAAGGCGGUCUUCUUUGACUACAAGUAUGAUAUCAAAGACCGUCUGAUAAUCCCACGAUCAGAGCGAUCCGUGUGGGAUCUCUUGAAAGACAUCUCUGUGAAUAGACGGGCGAGAAAGCGGUUGUUGAGGGCGGCCGCUUGGAUAGUGAGAUGGGAUCCCCCCACAGUCGAGCGAUUCAAGGACCCGCUGAAGCAUCUUUCGUACUUUGGGGACCGGGUGUAUGUGAAUGUCAACGCCAUGGUCGUGGAUAAUGACUUCGAGGAUGUUUGGAAGGUGCUUCAUUGGGCAGCUGUCAGUAGUUGCCGCUCCCCACCGCAGUAA
Molecule: messenger RNA, 1164 nt
Organism: Symbiodinium sp. CCMP2456
Lineage: Eukaryota; Dinophyceae; Suessiales; Symbiodiniaceae
Source: the annotation of a GenBank genome assembly